AUGGCCCAAUUCGAUGAUAAUUGGUUUGUUGUGCAAUUCACUUUUAGGGCGCUGGCAAAACCUAAAUCGGAGCUUACUCCCGAGGAGCUCGCGAGACAGGAAGAGGAGGAAUUCAACACCGGUCCACUCUCCGUCCUAACGCAAUCGGUGAAAAACAACACUCAGGUUCUGAUAAACUGCCGCAACAACAAAAAGCUGCUGGGACGCGUGAAAGCCUUCGACCGUCACUGCAACAUGGUACUGGAGAACGUAAAGGAAAUGUGGACGGAAGUUCCGCGUACUGGCAAGGGCAAGAAGAAGGUGAAGCCGGUGAACAAGGAUCGCUUUAUUUCGAAGAUGUUCCUGCGCGGUGAUUCGGUGAUUCUGGUACUUCGUAAUCCACAGGCAACAGCGGCCGGAAAGUGAACCGUUUCCUACGAUCCAAUAAACUAGCUUUAAGUAAUUUCGUACAAUCCACGUUUAUUUUGAAUGUAAUGGAAAAGAAAUACAACUGUAAGAACCAGCAA
This is a messenger RNA of Anopheles maculipalpis, 506 nucleotides long. RefSeq names its product probable small nuclear ribonucleoprotein Sm D2 (gene SmD2). The transcript has 2 exons. NCBI's taxonomy places the organism in Eukaryota, Metazoa, Arthropoda, Insecta, Diptera, Culicidae. Gene Ontology annotation, cellular component: U5 snRNP; catalytic step 2 spliceosome; U4/U6 x U5 tri-snRNP complex. Gene Ontology annotation, molecular function: RNA binding. Bases 1 to 405 code for a protein of 134 amino acids. The record is from RefSeq and is a predicted model, not a curated record. Gene Ontology annotation, biological process: RNA splicing; spliceosomal snRNP assembly.